CGGCAGGUGGGCUCAGGUGCCAGCCUGGCCCGGGCCCGGUUGUGAGACCGACGCUUCCGGUGAGCGACAGGAGCAACUCUCGAGGGCCUGGAGACCCGUGGGACGGGCUCUGGGGUAGGAGCCCAUCGCCCUGGCCGGGAGUGCCCCCCUAUAUCUAUUCCCCAUUCCCCUGGCGACCUGGGCGGUUGGCCAGCCCAUCCCUACACUCGGAACCAUGUUUGCAGACUUGGAUUAUGACAUCGAGGAGGAUAAACUCGGAAUCCCCACUGUGCCUGGGAAGGUGACCCUGCAGAAGGAUGCCCAGAACCUGAUUGGGAUCAGCAUCGGGGGUGGGGCACAGUACUGCCCCUGCCUCUACAUCGUCCAGGUAUUUGAUAACACGCCUGCAGCCCUAGAUGGCACCGUGGCCGCCGGCGAUGAGAUCACUGGCGUCAAUGGCAGGUCAAUCAAGGGGAAGACCAAGGUGGAGGUGGCGAAGAUGAUUCAGGAGGUGAAGGUGCUGGGCCUGGAUGGGCUCGUGAAGAGGCUGGAGGAGCUAGAGAGGACUGCAGAGCUGUACAGAGGGAUGACAGAACACACCAAGAACCUCCUGCGGGCUUUUUACGAGCUGUCCCAGACACACCGGGCCUUUGGGGACGUGUUCUCUGUGAUUGGGGUACGGGAGCCCCAGCCAGCAGCCAGCGAGGCUUUUGUGAAGUUUGCCGACGCCCACCGAAGCAUUGAGAAGUUUGGCAUUCGGCUACUGAAAACCAUCAAGCCGAUGCUGACAGACCUGAACACGUACCUCCACAAAGCCAUCCCCGACACGCGCCUCACCAUCAAGAAGUACCUGGACGUGAAGUUUGAGUACCUGUCAUACUGCCUGAAGGUGAAGGAGAUGGAUGACGAGGAAUACAGCUGCAUCGCCCUGGGGGAGCCCCUGUACCGAGUGAGCACCGGCAACUAUGAGUACCGGCUGAUCCUGCGCUGCCGCCAGGAGGCGCGCGCGCGCUUCUCCCAGAUGCGCAAGGAUGUGCUGGAGAAGAUGGAGCUGCUGGACCAGAAGCACGUCCAGGACAUCGUGUUCCAGCUGCAGCGCUUCGUCUCCACCAUGUCCAAGUACUAUAAUGACUGCUACGCCGUGCUGCGCGACGCCGACGUCUUCCCCAUCGAGGUGGACCUGGCGCACACCUCGCUGGCCUACGGCCCCGACCAGGGCGAGCUCACCGAUGGCGAGGAUGAGGAGGACGAGGACACGGCCCAGGCCCCCCAGCAGCCCCGGGAGACGCGCGGGGCCGCCGGGCCUCUGGACAAGGGCGGAAGCUGGUGUGACUCCUGAGCGCUCCAUGGGUCGGGCAGGGCAGUGGGAGGACCCCGCGGGAGGGGCAGCGGCUCUCCGCAGGGCAGGGCAGGGCAGGGCAGGGCAGGGCGGCAUAAAGGCCUGCUGGCUCGGCUUGGGGCGCCUGCCUCCCUGCUCCUCUGUCCUCGCACAGCGAAUCCGGGCUCCUGCCCAGGACAAGCCCCAGGGCCUCAGCCUGGGCCCUGGACGCCGGCCCUCACCCUUCCCACCUCCCCGGCCCGGCCUCAGGAAGGACAGGGCAGCGAGGAAGAGGGGCUGGGCCCGAGGUGCCGCUCCGUGUGCUCCGGCCUGCUGCGAGCGGGGCGGGUGGACGGCCAGGCUGGCCAGCCUCUCACGCACACCUCCAAGGCCUUUAUUUAUUUUGUUACUGGGCUCAGUCACUUCUGGAGAGGGCUGGGCACCGGGCUUCAUUGAAUAAACUCAAA
Messenger RNA from Dipodomys ordii (Ord's kangaroo rat), 1764 nucleotides. RefSeq names its product protein interacting with PRKCA 1 (gene Pick1). Gene Ontology annotation, biological process: positive regulation of receptor internalization; dendritic spine maintenance; intracellular protein transport. The transcript is spliced from 12 exons. NCBI's taxonomy places the organism in Eukaryota, Metazoa, Chordata, Mammalia, Rodentia, Heteromyidae. Gene Ontology annotation, molecular function: protein kinase C binding; protein domain specific binding; phospholipid binding. Gene Ontology annotation, cellular component: neuron projection; postsynaptic early endosome; synaptic vesicle. Bases 215 to 1318 code for a protein of 367 amino acids. The record is from RefSeq and is a predicted model, not a curated record.